Molecule: messenger RNA, 675 nt
Organism: Moesziomyces antarcticus
Lineage: Eukaryota; Fungi; Basidiomycota; Ustilaginomycetes; Ustilaginales; Ustilaginaceae
Exons: 1
Source: RefSeq, a predicted model, not a curated record
AUGAAUGCCCACGAGGACCAAAGUCCCGCAACCGCAACCGCGGUUGCGGAAAGCAUUCCCUACUCGAGUCAGAGACUCCCCAGACUCGCUGACGCAAGAGACUACUACAAAUGGAAAGACAAAUCCAUUGACAUUCUCAUGCAAAAGGGUGCCAAGAGAUACGGCGUUAUCAAAGGAACGAUACCCCGACCUCCGGAGUCGGACCCUGGUUACGGAAGCUGGCUAAACGCCAACUUCACCGCAUGCGGAUUGCUGAGAAGCAGCCUCACCAGCAAAAUCAAGCACACGAUUGACGACCUGGAAGAUGCUCACACCAUCUGGACCACGCUCGAGGAUCGUUUCGCCAAGUCCAUGAAGUGGCAACUCGAAGAAAUGGAAACCGAGUUCAACAGCCUACGACAAGACAAGAGGUCUAUUGACGGUUUUGUGGGCAGGAUCAAGGAACUGGCGGAGCGACUCAUGCUCGCGGGCUACACCAUCACUUUCAACAAGAAGUACACGGUCCUGAUCAAGGGCCUACGAAAGGAGUACGAGACCAUCUCUUCGCAAAUCCAGGAGACAUACCGCCUGCGACGCGAGCAGCGCCAGGCUAUCAUCCAAGAUGAGGACGGGUCCACCAGGAUGAUCACGAUCACGGAUUCCGCAAUGGACGAGAAAGUCGAGUUCGACUCCAUC